This is a messenger RNA of Vitrella brassicaformis, 26951 nucleotides long. The record is from the annotation of a GenBank genome assembly. Lineage: Eukaryota; Vitrellaceae.
CUCGUUCUCUCUCGCUCGCUCUUUGUCUCGUGGUCUCGAAGAGAUGGAAGAGCCUUUCCCUCGCGCAUCUGACGAUGUUGCCCACCAGCCUGGUGUCCCCCCUCCCCACGCCCCCUCCCCAUCCCCCUCUCACCAAUUCCCCGCCCCGCCCCCCGCCAGCUUCUUCGCCACCCUGCAGCGAUGGGCCUACGAGGUGCCGGACCGCAUCGCCUUCCAGUGGCUGGGGCUCGACGGCCAAGAGCAGCACCGGCUGACGUAUGGAGCGCUGAUUGAGCACGUGCGCAAGACGGCAUGGUAUCUGGAGCACACGUUGGGUCUGGGCAAGGGCGACAGGGUGCUGCUGUGCUACCCACCGUCCAACGACUUCACGGUGCCCUUCAUGGCCUGCCUGGCCACCGGCAUCAUCGCCGUGCCCGUCUACCCGGCCGACCCCAAGAAGCCCAAGGAGGUGCAGCGGCUGCUGCGGGUGGCAGCAUCGGCGCGCACCAAGCACGCCCUCACCAACACAUCCUACCACCGCAUGAUCACACUCGCAGCGGGGCUGGGAGGCCUCGCGGGAGGGCAGGGGGAGGGCCUCCAGCAGCUCAAGUGGACCGUCACCGACACCGUCACACGGACAGUGGGGCGCGACGAGUCCGUUGCGUGGCGGCCGGCUGAUUUGGAGCCAUCCGAGGUGGCCUUCCUGCAAUUCACAUCGGGGUCCACCAGCGACCCCAAGGGCGUCAUGGUGACGCACGGCUCCCUCGUCUUCAACGUCCACGUGUGCAGCAUGACCUUCGGAUUCGCCAACGACGUGGAGCGAAAGGCGCACACAGAGGCCCAGCAGCAGCAGCAGAGGGACAGAGGUGAGAAGACGGCCACGGCGGCGGCGUCGCCUGUCCCCUUCCUCUACAUGGACGGCGAUUACCCCCUCGACAAGCUGCAGGCGUAUUUGCGUGAGCGGCAUGCCCUCUCCCAGCAGGUGCUCGGCCACCCGUGUCGGGCAUUCAGCUGGCUGCCCAUGUACCACGACAUGGGGUUAGUGGGGUUCGUCCUCAGCACCUCGUUCAGCGGCCUCGAGACCUACCUGAUGUCACCGCUGGACUUCAUCAAGCGCCCUCACGCGUGGCUGCACCUGAUGAGCCGCUACCAGUGCAUCGCGUGUGCGGCGCCCAACUUCGCCUUCGACCUGGUGUGCCGCAAGAUGCCCGAUGAGAUCUUCAACUCGCUGGACUUCCGGUGGGUCAGCCAGGGGGGCUUCCUGUGCGGCGCAGAGCCCAUCAGAGACAAAACCGUCAAGAGAUUCCUCAAGGUAAACAGAGAGAGAGGAGGGAGGGAGGGAGGGCACACGAAUGUUCUUUCGCAAACCUCACGUCUCCUCUGUGUGUGUGUCUAUGCAGCGUUUUGCGUCCAAGGGAGUGAAGCCAUGGAGUUUCCUCCCGGCGUAUGGCCUGGCCGAGAACACCCUGCUCGUGACGGGGAAGCGGGAGUUCCACCAGGGGCCGCUGUUUCUCACUGUCGACAACGAGGAACUGACACACAAUGGACGCAUCGUCGUGGUGAGCAAGCAAUGAUCAAGGAUGCAACCAUGGGCAAGAAGACGCUGCUCAACAUUUGUGUGUGCCGUCAGGUUCGUGAGGAGAGUUUGAGUGACAGCGAUGUCAAUCUGGCGGACUGGGACGACGUGGCUGAAGAGCCGUCGGCCCGCCUCAAGACACUGGUCGGCUGCGGGCAGCCCGUGCAGGGCACCGAUGUGCGCAUCGUCGACCCAGAGACCCUCAACGAGGUUCAUGAGGAGGGCAAACACGGAGAGAUAUGGGUCAUGUCAAGAAGGUGAGUCGAGUGAAGACACAACCACAGCAAAAGACACACACCCACAUGUGUAAUAUGGGUACUGCACCUCCUGUCUGCCUCUGUUUGUUUGCAUUGAUCAGCAAUGCGUUGGGCUACUGGGACCAGCCCCAGCAGACUGAGGAGACGUUUCGUGCCCAGUUCUCACAGUCGACAGGCGAGCUGUCUGCGCGUCGGUUCCUCCGCACUGGCGACUUCGGGUUUCUGUGGAAGGGCAUGCUGUUCGUGACGGGUCGCAUGAAGGACAUGGUGAUAGUCCGCGGCCGCAACUACUACCCACAGGACGUCGAGGAGGCAGUGGAGGGAUGCCACGAGGCCAUCAGGCCAGGGUGCUGCGCGGCCUUCUCGACCGACGCCAAUGGCACCACCACCACAACAGCAGCGGCAGCGGGCGAGUGUCAGGGUGAGCUCCUCGUGGUGGUCGCCGAGGUCAGAAACGCCGAGGCGUCGUGGUACAGCCGGCUCUUCCAGCGCGUCAAGAGAGACGAGUACACGGCCAUCUGUGAGGCCAUCUGCCGGGCGGUGCAGACGCAGGUGGGCCUGCCGGUCGCCAGGGUGAUCCUUCUCGCCCCACGUACCAUCCUCAAGACAUCAAGCGGCAAGAUCCAGCGGCAGCGCACCAAGGCUGAGCUCACUGACGGCCAACUCAAGGGCAUCGUGUUCCAGUACGAGAACGACCACUCUGCGAGCGGAUCCAUGCAGCAGCAGCCGCACCCCGCCAGUGGAGGGGAUGAUGGAGGAGUCUGUGACGCACACGAGGCGUCCUCCCCGUCGGUGCCCACUGACGGAGGUGAGGUGGCCAGCGGCAACGUCAACCACCCACACGGAGGACCGGGCCACCUCCACACGUCCCUGUCGUCGACCAGACUGGUCGGUGAGUCGGCAGCGACGGAUGACGGUGCGCCGGAAACGCCAGAACCCACUGAAGGAGGCGAGUGCGUCACGGCUCCGCAACAAAUCAUCCGCGUGUCUCAGCGAGAGAUCCAGGAGGUGAUAGUGUCUGCGCUUGGUGAGAUCGUCCGUCUGCCCGACCGCCCCGGCCUCGACUGCCCCCUGCACGAGCUGGGCAUCGACUCGAUAGCCGCGGUCAACUUCUGCAACCUGCUGGGCAAGCGGCUGUCGCGAGACUUCCCUGCGACGCUGCUGUUCGACUACCCGACGAUCCGCGACCUGACCAACUACAUCAUGGAGGACGAGGAAUGCGGGCGGGCGGGGGGCUGGUCACCCGCUGGUGGCACCAACAGACGCGCAUGGAUUGCUGCGGACUCGUCUGCCGAGGACAGGGGCAUCGCCGUAGUGAGCACUGCGUGUCGCUUCCCCUGCGGCGUGUCGUCGAGCAAGCAGUUCUGGGAGUUCCUCAUGGAUGGGUGCGACGGUAUCACAGCGGUGCCUCUCAGUCGGUGGGACAUGCACGUCUACUACGACGGGGAGGGGGACAACACGGGCGACCGGUGCUACGUGCAACACGGGGGCUUCAUCGAGGACAUCGAGUUCUUCGAUGCGGGCGUGUUCGGCAUUGCCACAGCAGAGGUGUGGAGCAUGGACCCACAGCAACGGUGUGUGCUGGAGGUCGGCUACGAGGCCCUUCACGCAGCAGGAUUCACCAGAGAGAGCCUGCUGGGGGGCGACACGGGCGUCUUCGUCGGCUGCUGCUCGUUCGACUGGAGCAACAUGAUGCACAAGUGCAUCGCUCACGCCAGCCCCUUCAGCAGCACAGGGAGUGCGGCCAGCAUCCUGGCCAACAGGAUGUCGUACGUCUUCGGUCUGAAGGGUCCGAGCAUGACCAUCGACACGGCCUGCUCGUCCUCGCUCGUCGCCGUCGAUAUGGCCUCCCGCCACCUGUUGCGAGGCUAUGGCAAGGCCGUCAUGGCUGGCGGCGUCAACCUGAUGCUCGCUCCCCACUCAUUCAUCGCCUUCUGCAAGGCGGGCAUGCUGGCGCCCGAUGGCAAGUGCAAGACCUUCGACGAGGCAGCCAACGGAUACUCGCGUGGUGAUGGGUGCGGCAUGGUGGUCAUGAAGCGCCAGAGCGAUGCCAGAGACAAUGAAGAUGACAUUCUGGCGGUGCUGAGGGGGUCAGGGGUCAACCAGGACGGCAGAUCGGCAUCGCUCACCGCACCCAACGGCCCAUCACAGCAGCGAUGCAUCCGGGCGGCCCUCGACGAUGCGGGUGUCGGGGCGUCCGAGAUCUCUUUUGUCGAGUGCCAUGGCACCGGCACGCCUCUGGGCGACCCCAUGGAGGUCCGCUCGCUGCACGCCGUCUUUGCCAAGGCUGCUCGCACCGCGCCGCUGGUGCUGGGUGCCGUCAAGACCAACGUCGGCCACUCGGAGGGCGCGUCGGGCAUCGCCGGCCUCAUCAAGACUGUCCUGGUGUUGCAACAUGGGCAGGUCCCGCCCAACCUGCACUUCAAGCAGCUCAAUCACCACAUCGCCAGCCUCCUCCAGGGCUUCCCCGUCCACUUCCCGGCCAAGGCCACCCGACUGGCUGCCGUUAAGGGGCAGAGGCUCAAGGCUGGCGUGCAGUCAUUCGGCUUCGGUGGCACGAACGCCCACUGCGUGCUGGAGCAGGGGGACGGAGCAUCGAGCACCAAGAAGCGUUCACAGCUGAGGGGAGAUCGUCCUGUUGUCAGCUUCCUGUUCGGCGGAGAGGGCCAUGCGCAAGUGGGCAUGCUGCAGCAGCUCUACGAGACGGAGGACAGCUUUCGAUCAGCACUCGACCGGUGCGACGGGAUCCUGAGAAGCGCUGGUCAAGCGUCUCUUCUCACCACCCUCUACCCCACCCAGCCGCCCCUGCAGUCGUCAGCUCCCCCCUUGUCGUCGUCGCCAAGCAAGGAUCAGUCCCACCCGCUGUCGCUGGACGAUCCUCUGGUGGAUUUCCCCGCCACCGUGUCCGUGGAGUAUGCCCUGGCGGAGCUGUGGCGGUCGAGAGGUGUGAUGCCCGAUGUGGUUGUGGGACAUGGGGUGGGAGAGCUUGCUGCCGCUGUUGUUGCCAAUGUGAUGCCACUGGAUGCGGCACUCACCCUUGCUGUGGAGCAGGCGAAGCUCAUCAAAGCGACAGACGUCUUCUUCUCAUGCGGAUCAGCCAAGGUGGCGGAGAGUGAGGAGUUCGUGGUCUCGCUGAUCAUGGAUCUCAGCCUGCAGAACAGUGUGGGCGUCGCAGCGACCAUUGACGGAUGCUCUGUGGUGGUCAACGGCGACAUCGACGGCCUGAAGACGCUCAAGCAGGCGCUCACUGAGUUGGAUCCCCCCGUCCAGUGUGACAUCGCUCCCUCCCUCCCAUACCAUUCUCCCGUCCUCGAGGCCGCUGCAGAGCAGCUGUCGGAUACCAUCGAUCGGCUUCAAGACCAGCUGUCCGUGCCGUCGUGUUCGCUCGUGUCCACUCUCUCCGGCUUCAUGGCCAACUCGGAGGUGGCCACGGUGGACUACUGGUGUCGGCAGUUCUACCAGACUGUACGAUUCCGCGAGGCCAUCAAGAUGGUGGAAGACCUCAAGUGCAACAUCUUCAUCGAGAUUGCUCCCCAAGCCGCUUUGACCGACUUGGCAGCCCAGUCAGUGAGCCGCGACUGCCGUGACGGUUCUAUGUGGGUGCCCACGCUCCAGCCUUCAGUCGAGGGGACCAAAGACAGGAGGCCCUCUGUGAAGUUGCCACGCGCAGAGUCGUUCCAGUCGCUGGCCCGCAGAGUCCAGCAAGCUGUUCGGCGCACGUCAUCGUCCGUCACAUUCAACCGUCAGGCCUUCCCGUGGACCAAAACGGGCCAUCCUCUCUUGUCGUCCAGGACUCACGAGCCCGACGGAAUGACGGUGUACACGAUGCAGCUGAGUCCCCGUCUCUUCGAGCUCUUCUCGCACCAUGAGGUGGCGUCCAAGGCUGUCUUCCCGGCCGCUGGACAACUCGAGAUGGUCGCAGCAGCAGCGCGACUGGAUCGCCUGGUGCCAAGUGAGGACGCCGAUCGCCCCUCGCUCUUCGACGACUGCCGUCCGGGAUCACACCAUCUGUGUGUCGAGCUGCAUGACGUGUCCUUUGAGGCGCCCAUCGUUAUGGACGAGGAGGAAGGCACAAUGCAGCCCCUGAGGUGCCAGCUCAAGGACGGCCGCUUUGCUAUCACGACGAUCAAGGUCACCGACGGAAGUGAGUUCAUUCAUGCGUCGGGAUCCGUGGACGUCGCACUCGAGUCCCUUCACGAUGACUUUCCCGUGUCCCACCACCAAGUCGACCCGAAGACUCUGCAGCAAGAGACGUGCACUGAGCCAGUCGACAUCCCCCACUUGUACGAGGGCCUCCGAACCAACGGCCUCGUGUACGGCCCCCGCUUCAGGACCCUCAGGCAGGCCUGGGUGGGCACAGGCGACACGCGGGGGCAGGGCCUGGGGCUGGUGCGGCACGGAGGGGCUGGGCUGGAGCUGUUCGAGCGGCUGUUCGGCUUCCACCCAACCAUUCUCGACGGCAGCCUGCAUGUGGUGGCUUGCAUCCUCGCAGCAGAGAUGGCGCCGCCCAAUGUGAAGGAGAGGGAGGAUGCCGAGGACGACGACGGUGAGAUGAAGCCCGCCACCCUGCACUACGAUGGCAUCUUCGUGCCCAGCUCCGUCAAGCGAGUGUCCAUUGGGUCAGCCCCCCUCGGCGACAGUGUGUGGUCUCACGUGAGAGUGAGGCCUCAGGCGUCCGGGGACAUCAUGAGCCUCGACGUCACAACUCUCGUCGCAGAUGUGACUCUUCUGACCGAUAGCGGAUCGGUGCUGGGCGAGAUCGAGACUUUGACGCUGAGGAAGUUGCACAGCACGAGCAAGAUCUCUUACGCCAUGCCCAAGGACGCCCUGUGGACGGUAGCGUGGGUGCCUGUGCCUGACCCGAGUGACGCAUCAUUGGCACAGCAGCGGCAUGGGCCGGAUGCCAGCAGUCCCUCCCUCUCUCCGGCCCCUCCCCGCUAUCUGUUGAUCGGUCUCGACGACACUCAAGCCGCCCAGAUCAAGGAGGACCUGCAGGGUGUGGUCGACAUCGUUGCUGUGCCGGACUGCAAGACUGAUGCCGACGUCGGCCGGGUGAUGGCGACAGUGCGCGAGGGCAGCUUCAGCAGAAUCAUCUAUGCGGCGGCACUCGUGCUUGGGGCAAGUGUUGUUGAUGUGUUGGAUGGAGCGUUGAGACUGGUCAAGGCCCUUGCGAGUGACGAGAGUGGUGACAGCUACGCGAGUGCCACACCCACAUUCAGUCCCAGCACCCUACAAGACAACAUCUCCCCUGCUGCGCCGCCAGUCCGCUCUCACACACCUCGUCUGAUCCUCUUGAACCAAGAGUCCGAUCCCGUGUCCGUCGGCGCACACAUGGCUCCUGCCGGUCUGUGGGGCUUCACUCGGGCGGUCAACGCGGAGCUCGCCGGUGUCCUCGAAGUUGAGUGCCUUGACGUCAGCAUCAUGUCGCGGACGGACCACCACGACACAUGGACAGAGGCACAUGGCCUGACAGAUGUCGCAAAGAGGCUCCGCAAGGGUGUGGAGGCGCUGGAGCACUCGGGCCAGCAGACCCUGGCGAUCCGUCACGACAAGGCAUUCGCCCCGCGCCUUGUCCGUCUUCUCGAUGACCCCACGGGUGCUGUCGAGUGGUCGAUGCAGCGGAGAGGGGCCCUUACCAAUCUCAGAAGGCGGAAGCAACCUGUUGCCUCACGCCCACCUCCACAAGGCAGCCAAGUGGAGUUGCGUGUGUGCGCGGUUGGUUUGAAUUUCCGCGACGUGUUGAAUGUGAUGGGACUGUAUCCGGGCGACCCCGGGCCGCCGGGCAGCGACUGCUCGGGCAUCGUCACGCGACUCGGACCAGACGUCACCGGCGCCACUCAGCACCAUCCGCACUUCCGAGUGGGCGACGAAGUGCUGGGCAUUGCGGCGGGCUGCCUCAAGACCUACGCCACGACGAGCUGCCUGCUGCUGACACACAAACCGAUCAGUAUGACCUUCGAGCAGGCCGCGGCGCAGCCCGUUGUCUUCACGACCGUGCAGCAUGCCCUCGGAGACCUGGCGCAGCUCAAACAAGGCCAGAACGUCCUCAUCCACGCGGCCACGGGCGGCGUCGGCCUCACGGCCGUCAACUACGCCAAGCGAGUCGGGGCGACCGUUUUCGCCACGGCCGGCAGCCAGGAGAAACAAGACUACCUGCGAUCUCUCGGCGUCCAGCUCGUCGCCAGCUCCAGAGACCCGAAGGUGAGUCAGUCCAUUGCAUGAGGGUGUGGUAUGAGACGGCUGUCAUCCUCCUUGUGUGUUGCCUGCUGCUGCUCGUCAGGUGUUCCGCGAUGCCCUCGUCUCGUGGACUGGCGAGCACGGCUUUGUCAACACGGUCCUCAACUCGCUGUCUGGCGACUUCAUCAAGGCCUCCCUCGACGGCCUGCGGCAAGGCAGCGGCGGCACCUUCAUCGAGCUCGGCAAGCGGGGCAUCUGGACAGCGGAAGACGUCGCUGCCAAGUACUCACACGUCACCUACCAUGUGGUGGCCAUCGACGACACCAUCGAGCAGCAGCCGGCGGACUUCCAGACCCUGUUGUCCCGCAUCCACAGCCCUCUCGCCGACGGACAGGGCAGGUUGUCCGAUCUGCCGCUGACUGAGUUCGAUCUGGAGAUGGAGGGAGUCGAGGCCUUCCAGUACAUGCAGAGGGCCAAACACAUCGGCAAGGUCUGCCUCCGACUACGGAGCUGCUUCGACCCACCGCCCCCAUCGCCAUCCCAGGCACUGCUGCAGGGCAAGAAGCUCCACGCGACACUUGAGGAUCGUGUGUCGGACGUGUUGGAUGGGUGUCAAGACCAAGUGUCAAGCUGGAUCCAGGGCAUGAAGGAGCUCGAUGACAUCUGUGUGAGCCUCGUCAACAAUGCCCUGUCGCGGCUGUCCGAGAAGCAGGGCCGUGGGGACCGAGUCGAGGAAGCCACGCUGCAGCUGCUUCGCGCUCGGCUGUCUGCCAUUGAUUCCUCGACCGCCUCUGACCUGAGUCGCCCGCAAGGCACCGUCGCUGCUUCCGUGUCGUCUGUCGAAGAUGUUCUGAGGAGGCACAGCGAAGUGGAUGCCGAGGCAAAGCUGCUGCAGGCGGUCAUGACGCGACUGACCGAUGUCAUCGACCAAGGCCAAUCACCGUCAGCUGGAGGCCAGAGGGACACUGAGGGCGGUGCAAGUGCUGCCCAGCCUCAAGAUGGCAAGGAGGGCCAUCUCGUCGACGCGGCCUUGUCUCACGGGAUUGAGGAUUGUUUGGAUGUUUCGCUGUUGACACACACUUGUUGCCGAGUGGCGGCACAGGCCAUCAGGGCGAUGGAGGAUGCAUGCUCGUCCGGCCGACAUUUGUCGGUCCUCAUUGUGGGCCACAGCGUCGGCCACGCCGUCCAGUCCCUCGUCCGCGAAGUGGCCGACCACAACGUCCGCAUCACUGUCACCGACAGGGACUUGCCGUCGCUGCAGAAGGCCGCUGAGAAGCUUCGAGGCCUGCGGAACCUUUCGUUUGCCUUGCUGGAUGUGUCAGAGGAUCCACGGGCUUACGGCUUCGGCUCGGCUUCCUUUGAGGCCGUAAUCACCGUCAAUGCCAUCCGGAGCGCUGAGGACUGUGACGCAGCGGUGCGACACCUGAAGGACCUCCUUACCGACAAUGGUGCCCUCAUCCUCACGGAACCAGGCCUCCUCGGGUCGCCUUUCACUGCCCUCACGAUGGGUGUCUUCGACUCACACGCUACUCCACAUCAGGACGGCCUGACGAGGGACUCGAUUGAGGCAGUGCUGGAGAAACACGGCCUUGACGCCAGCCUGCCUGGCGGGCAGUCCCGACUCUUCCAGCAACAGCGCCUCAUCCUUGGCGUCUCUGAGGUCCAGUCUCAUGGUCCGCGGUCCACCUCUCCUGCGCAUGCGCAUGCGCCUGGGGAGUCGUGUUAUGUGAUCACCGGAGGAUUCGGCUGCCUGGGUCUGUGGAUGGCGCGGCACCUUAUCGAGAAUGGUGCCCGUCAUCUGGCCUUCCUGUCCAGGAGCAAUGCUCCAAGAGACGAGUACCGACCCGAGUGGGAGGCGCUCCAGCAGAGCAGCGUCACGAUCGAAGCCAUUCCAUGCGAUGUGACGGACGCAGGCAGCGUCAGUGCUGCAAUGGAGCAGCUGAUCGACGGCAACUCAAAGCAAAGGCCCCCCGUCAAGGGCGUGUUUCACCUUGCCGGUGCCCUGGCUGACGGCAGUCUGCAGAAACAGACGCGAGAGAUGCUGCAGCUGGUCUUCGAUGUCAAAGUCAAGGGAGCCCACAAUCUGCACGAGGCGCUGCAAGGCCUUGACGUCGAGUUGGACCACUUCACGGUGUUCUCGUCCAUCACUGGUCUGUUUGGGUCCCUCGGCCAGUCCAACUACGCCGCGGCCAACUCGUGUCUUGAUGCCUUCAUGGCCUACAGGCGAUCGACGGGCUUGUGCGGGCAGAGCAUCCAGUGGGGCCCCGUGGCGCAGUCGGCAAUGGCGGGCAGCAAGCGAGUGGAGGAGCUGGUCGCACUACAGGUAUGCACACACGGAUGCAUCAGCCAGCCAGACACACACACACACACACACUCACACACAUGCAUUUUCUUUCCUGCGUGCAGGGGCUGAAGCUGAUCGAGAGGCAUGUGUUUGAGAGGGGUUUCUAUGCAGCCGUGCGCACCGGUGUCCCCCAGGUGUGCAUCGCCCUCAUCAACUGGAGGGCCGAGGCGUUCGCGCACCGGCCGUCGGCCUUCUUUGAUGCCUUCCGCUUGAGUGACAGUGUCGACGCCUCGUUCCACCAGCGACAGACAGACGGUAUGCUGACCGGCGACAUGGAUCCCAUCGCCCUGAAGCUCAGCCGCAUCCCUGAACCGGAGCGCAAACAGUGGCUCCAGUCCGUGGUGCUUGACGCCGUCGAGAAGAGCAGCAGCGUCCGGCCGUCUCUCUCCCUGCCUUUGAUGGAGCUGGGCAUCGACUCCCUUGCGGCAGUGGAGCUCCGGAACGAGCUGUCCCGACGGCUGGGCAUACGCCUGCCGGCCACCCUGCUCUUCGACUUCCCCACCGUCGGGCAGAUCGUCGACUUUGUGUAUGAGGAAGCCAUGAAGCAGCUCCACGACGGCAUCGCCGAGAAGAGCCCUGGUCAGGCCGCUCUAGGUGGGCUGGACAAGGGCUCUGGUGCCGAUGCCUUGGUCAUCAGUGGGAUGGACUGCCGGAUGCCGGGUUGCGAGGAGUCGCCUGGCGGCUUCUGGCGUCUGUUGGUCGACCAGGUGGAUGCAGUGCGGCCAGUGCCGCUGAGUCGGUGGGACAUGGACGAGAUCUAUGACAGCAACAUGGAGGCGGACGGCCGCAGCUACUGCAAGGAGGCCGCCUUCGUGUCACACGCUGAGCUCUUCGACAUGGGCUUCUUCGGCAUAUCGUCAGCUGAGGCCGAGACCAUGGACCCGCAACAAAGAGUCAUGAUGGAGGUCGGCUAUGGCGCGUUGCAUACGGCCGGCUAUCGGCAGCAGAGCGUCUCGGGAAGCAACACCGGGGUCUUCAUCGGAUGCUGCGGCUACGACUGGAGCUACCGACUGGUCGACGCCAAGUCGAUUGGCACCUACACCGGCACCGGCGUCGCCGUGUCGAUCCUAGCUAACCGCAUCUCCUUCGCGCUUGGCCUUCGCGGCCCCUCAUUGACUAUCGACACGGCCUGUUCAUCGUCCCUGGUAGCUCUCGACGCUGCCUGUCAAAGUCUGCGGUCACACCGGUGCCGCACCGCCCUGGUGGGCGGGGUGCAGCUGAUGCUCAGUGGACAGGGGCUGGUGGUCUUCUGCAAGUCCAAGAUGAUGUCACCCAGCGGCCGCUGCAAGACAUUCGACGCCAGUGCCGACGGAUUUGGCAGAGGGGAGGGGUGCGGGGCUGUCGUCGUGGAGUCCAUGCACUCCCUCACUGACCGGGCGGCAGGAAGACAUGCCCUAGCCAUGGUCCGUGGCUCAGCAGUCAAUCAGGACGGCCGGAGCGCGACGCUGAUGGCCCCCAACGGCCCAGCACAGCAGGACUGCAUUCGCCGAGCCCUCCAGGACGGCGACGUGCGGCCUGAAGACGUGGUAUUCAUUGAGACCCACGGGACGGGCACGCAGCUCGGCGACCCGAUGGAAGUGGGCGCGCUCAAGGCUGUAUUGGUGGACAACCACAGGUCGAACCAUCAGCCGCUCUUCCUCGGGUCCGUCAAGAGCAACAUCGGGCAUCUUUUCGGGGCUGCAGGCAUUGCAGGGCUCAUCAAGACCAUCCUGGUGUUCCAGCACGGCCAGGUGCCACCCAACGUGCACCUGAAACAGCUGAGCCCCCACCUGGACUUCGACAGUGUCAUCACGCUGCCGACGGGGAUGGCUGCACUCCCCACGUACCCGGAGGACAGCGGGCGGAAGUCGAUGGGCGGCGUCUCGUCAUUCGGCUUCGGCGGGACCAACGCACACGUCAUCAUCUCUGCAGCAGCCGACGGCCCGCGUGACGCAGCAGCACUCACCGCCUUGGUACAGGAGAGGCACAUCUUCCUCAAUCGGACGUCGUUGCCGUGGACCGACGUGUGGCAUCCCUUCCUCAAAGAGAAGGCUGCACGGGACGGCCGUACGGCUUACCUGUGUCCCGUCGACGCCAAGGUGUUUGGUGUGGUGUGCGACCACGUCAUUCUGUCCCGCAUCAUCUGGCCUGCGGCUGGCUACCUCGAGAUGGCGGCGGCGGUUGCACGCGACGCAGAUCGCAAAAGGAGGAGGAGCGGCGUCGUCACGCUUGAGGACGUGAGCAUCGACAACCCGCUGCUGCUCAGAAGGCCGCCAGAUGACACGGACAGGCAAGCCACCUGGACUGGGCCCGUGCUGUCGUGCGACAUCGAUCCAACCGAUGGUGCUUUCGAGAUGACCGCCAGUGACGAACAUCUGGUGGCGGGGAGAGCCCUCAUGGAUGAGACUGAGGGCGCCGGGCUGGCGGAUAUCCCUCCACUCCAAGAGAUCCGCCAGCGGCUGACGACCGAGAUAUCCCCCCAUCACUUCUACUCGACCGUGGCAGAGGCGGGGUUGCAGCUGCAGCGGAAGUUCCAGGUUCUGAAGGAGCUGUACUGGGACCCUUCUUCACUAGAGGUGCUGGGGCGGGCAGAGGUGGACACCGAUUUGCACCUGGGCACGUCCUUCGAGAGCUCCUUCGGCAUCCACCCCGCCCUACUGGACGGCACACUGCAGCUGCCCGCCAUGGGCAUUCUCGCCACCCCCGAAGGCCACACCCCUGACUUGUUUGUCCCUGCUGGCAUCAAGACGGCCACCAUCUCGUUCAAGACGCAGCCGCAUUCGCGAACGCUCUGGUCCCAUAUCAAGGUCGGUGCCCGCGACACGGAGAAGGGCACACUGGACAUCCAGAUGACCGUGUGGGAUGGCGAGGGCAGGGCCGUGGCUGCCUUCCAGCACUUCACGUACCAACAGGUCAAGAUGGGACGGACCAUGCAGCAGGCCGCCAUCCGAGAGCUCCGAGAGACGACCACACUAUGGCAGGUCGUCUGGGAACCCCUCAAGGAUGGCACCCAGACCAGGAACACAGAGGACGAGGCAGCUCCAGCAGAUCCAUCAGCGGAGAAGGGCCACGCUGAUCGACCUGUCCUUCUUGUCCUCAGCUCAUGCUGUGAUCUGGGAGAUGCACCACCUCUGCCCGUGGGAGUGACGACGGUCCACCUCACAGCAUCUGACAAACAUGGGGGCUACCGCGAGCAGGUGCAGCCCUUCCUGGUGCAGUCGAGCGACAAGUGGAGGCAAUGGGAGGCUGUCAUCUUCUCCCCUGGCCCACCCAGCAGCUCGGACAGAGCCACCAUGGCGGCGACAGAGAAGAUGGUCCUGUACGAGGCCAUCCAGGUGGCGCUUUCGCUCUCAACCAGUACUUCAUCCGAAGGCGGCAAGGAGAGCCAGGGACAGCACAACGCAGCCCUGUUCAUCGCCGCCGCAGGCGCACUCCACGGACUCAGCGGCGCGGAACCGCACGAGCCAGUUCAUGCCGGUCUGUUGGGUGGCCUCGCCCGCUCCCUCCGCCUCGAGCUGCCCCAGCUGUCGAUCCACACGGUGGGCUUCGACAGGCAGACAUGCACUCUACCUCUCAUCGUGGACAAGGUUCGGGAGCGGAUCGAUGCCGGCCUGUCUGUGGAGUCUGAGCUUGCAUGGGGGGACCAGCAGUGGCGAGUGCCCCGGCUGGCCAGCGGGGCGCAGCUGCUCCACAAGGGCGGGGGGAUUAAGUGCACUGGGGCCACCCUGCCGGAACUGAGGGUCGAGCCACUGCUCGACAAGGAGCGGAGGGCACCGGAGGGCGCAGAUGGAGAGGUCGAGAUCCGAGUGCGUGCCGUAUGUCUUGUCAAGGACGAUGGUGGUCUCGGUGGGGCGACGGGCAAAACCGUCGCAGGAACGGUUGUGGCUCUUCCAGACCUUCCAGACGACGGCUUGGCUGACAACAGGCUGCAGGUUGGGGAUGAUGUCUUCGGCUUCGUCCCCAGCGGUGCCCUUCGGAGCUACGUGACGACACAUGCAACGCUGCUGGCCAAGGUGCCCCCCCAACACCAGCUGUCCUUCGAGCAAAUGGCCGCUCUCCCUGCUGCAUUCGCCAUCACCGACACUGGGCUGAGGGACCUGGCCCAAGUCAAGUCUGGGCAUAAGGUGCUCAUCACGGAGGCCGCAACCGACGUGGGUUUGGCGGCGAUUCAGUACUGCCGUCGUGUGGGUGCGACGGUGUAUGCGACGGCUGGGAGCGCCGAGAAGCAGCAGUACCUGCGGUCUCUGGGCGUCGAGUACGUGACGAGCACGCGAGACGUCAGCCGCUUCAAGACCGACAUGAGGGCCUUCCUCGGCGUCCCUCGAGAGGGCGGCGGUGCAUUGCCGACCGAUGGCGAUGCCGGCCUCGACGUCGUCCUCAACUGCCUGUCGCAGGGAUCCAAUGAAGAAACGUCAAUGGAGUUUCUGCGAGCGGGAGGGUGCGUUGUGGACUGCGGGAAUGACAGUCGCGACGGAGAGAGUGGUCGCCGACCUGACGUUCGUUACCACAGACUUGCCUUCGCUGACCUUCUCGGCAGUGAUUCUGGUGUGCUGCGGCAGAAGCUCGAUGAGCUUCAGCAAAUGCUGAGCGAUGGUCGCCUGCAAGCCCUUCCGCUGCGUGCCUUCGACGUCGACACCAACCAAGCGACAAAGAACGGGCGCUCGGGGGUUGCUGCCGCAUUCCAGUGCCUGCAGGAAGCACAGCACAUAGGCAGCGUCAUCGUGCGCUUCCCAACGUGCUUCGGUUCCUCAAGGAUGUUACACGGCGGCUCCCUCAAUGGUGUUCACGUGAUAACAGGUGGUGUGGGUGGAUUGGGUUUGGUGGUUGCCCGUUGGCUGGUGAGUGAGGGCGUCAAGUCGAUAGUGCUCGUGUCGCGCAGGGGCGCCCCGCCGGCCCAGACCGACGCCAAGACCGGAGAGCCCAACCCCCUCUACACACACUGGCAGUGGCUCACACAAUCGGCCGCAAACGUCACAAUCAAGAAGGCAGACGUCAGCAACAUGGAACACGUGGACUCCUUGGUUGCUGAGUGUGCCAGCGACGGCAUGCUUGGAGGGAUAUGGCAUGCUGCGGGGGUCCUUGCGGACGCGCCUGCAGCUGACCAGACCCUCGAGAUGAUCGGGCGGGUCUUCGACCCGAAGGCUCUCGGUGCGUGGAACUUCCACGAUUCGAUGGCCAGGCAGGGCGCUGAGUGCGGCUGCCUCAUGGCGUUCUCCUCGGUCACUUCCGUCCUCGGAAACUUUGGGCAGGCCAACUAUGCGGCGGCCAACUCGUGCCUCGACGCCUUGAUGCACUACAGGGCAACGGUCGCUUCCAUCCAGCAGCAGACUGGCAUCUCUGCAGACACGCCUGGCGUGGCCGCUGAGGAGCCCCCAGGCGUCCCUUGCUGCAUCAACAAGAGCAUCCAAUGGGGAGCCUGGUCCGAGCAGGGCAUGGCCCUUGGCACCGUCGAUGAGAGGCGGCUGAAGGCCAUCGGGAUGCGGGGGAUCACCAACGAGAUGGGACUGCGGAUCAUCGACACCCUCAUCCGCUUCGCUGACCCGAUGCCAUCCGCGUCAGUGACCCUGGCGCAGCCACUGGACCUGCCCCAAUUCCUCAAGGCGAGAGAUCACGUGCCUGCACUGUUCGUGAACCUCGCCCCGAAGAGGCAGGAGGGCUCUGGGAAGACCAAGCGCAUCAGUGGUUUCGAGAACAUGUCCGCCGAGGACAGAUUGCAGUUCGUGCAGACGACAGUGUCGCAGGCAGCGAAGGAUGUGUUGAGCAUGCAGGCGGACGAGAUGCCCUCCCCGGACACUCCUUUAGGGGAGCUGGGCCUCGACAGCCUCUCGGCCGUCGAGUUCAGGAACAGGAUCAACGAGCAACUGGGGGUCAAGCUGCCGCCCACCGCCAUGUUCGACUUCCCAACCAUCACAAAGCUGGUCGAGUACAUCUACGAGGAGGUGUCCCCCGCAGAAGGCACAGAUGCGGCCGCAGCUGCCGAUACCCAGCUGGCGGAUCGGCAAUUGCAGGACCAAUCUGCAGUGGGGGUCGGGUUUGCGAUCACGGGCAUGUCGUGCCGCUUCCCGGGUGGCAGCAACUCGAUAGCCGCCUUCUGGCAGGCACUGAUGGACAAGAAGGAUGCGGUAAUCCCCAUCCCCUUCUCGCGUUGGGACGGUGACGUGGUCUACAACCCCGACAUGGACUCGGACGGCCGGUCGUCCUACACGCGCAUGGCCUCCUUCCUCGACCACCCGGAGCGAUUCGACUGCACCUUCUUCGGCGUCAGCCGAGACGAGGCGUGGUACCUCGACCCGCAGCAGCGCCUCAUGCUCGAAGUCGGAUACGAGGCCCUCGACCAGGCCGGCCACGACAAGUACGACCUGGCAGGGGAGAUGAUCGGGUGCUUCAUCGGCGUGUGCAACUCUGACUGGGCGGGGGUGAUGAGAGGGACCAAGGCCACGGCCUACACGGGCACAGCGGUGGCCCUGUCCCUCUGUGCAAAUCGCGUGUCAUACACCCUGGGCUUGAAGGGCCCCAGUAUGUGCUUCGACACGGCCUGCUCGUCGGCUCUGGUGGCAUGCGAUGCGGCCUGCCUUAACCUCCGCGGCGGCCGAUGCUCAGAGGCACUAGUUGGCGGAACACAGGUCAGGGAAGUGAGGCAAGUCGGAGGGAUAAGCAUUAGGAGGCACCCAUUGUCUCCUCUUGGAUGUAGGUGUUGAGCACGACCCAGACAUUCGUGGCCUUUUCUCAGUCCAAGAUGCUGAGCCCUGACGGCCACUGCAAGACCUUCGACGCAGGCGCCAACGGCUUCGGCAGAGGCGAGGGCACGGGAGCUGUCGUCCUCAGCCGACUGGCCGAUGUCGAAAAGGAAGGUCGCCUUAUGUGGGGCAUUCUCAGAGGCGCAGCGGUCAAUCAGGACGGCCGCAGUGCCACUCUGAUGGCACCCAAUGGCCCUUCCCAGCAGCAGGUCCUGAGGAUGGCUCUCGCUGAGGGCCGAGUCGACCCACGUGACGUCGCCUAUAUCGAGGCACACGGGACCGGCACCGUCCUUGGUCAGACCAACACACCACACGCGCUGGCAUACAUUCAGACGGAACACAUACACACGUGGAUGCAUCUCCGCAACGUCUGCAAACUUUCCUUCAGGUGAUCCAAUCGAGCUCGGUGCCUUGCAGACUGUCCUUCCCAGACGGUCCCCCGGGGCGCCCCCCCUGGUGAUAGCUUCCGGCAAGACCAACAUCAACCACCUUGAGGGGUCGGCAGGCAUUGCAGGUCUCAUCAAGUUGGUUCUGGUGCUUCAGAACCAGAUCGCCCCCGCCAACAUCCACCUCAAAGCCCUCAACCCGCUCAUCGGAGUCGAAGAGUGGGACGUCGUCUUUCCCACGGAGUGCAUGCGACUGACGCCGACGCGACACGACGACAAUGGUGCAGCCACCCUGGUAGGCGGCGUAUCGUCUUUUGGCUUUGGCGGCACCAACAGCCACGCCGUGGUUGAGUGCGGCAAGGCCAACACCGCCCUGCCCUUCCACCAACGGCCCAAGAGGACCAUCGCCUUCCUCUUCACUGGCCAGGGCUCGGAGUCCGUGGGCAUGUGCCGACAGCUGUACCAGAGAGAGGAGGUCUUCCGCACAGCCAUCAAGCGAUGCGCGGCCAUUCUGGACAAGCUUCUCCCUGAGCCCCUCAUGGCCGUCCUGUACCCGGAUGUGCCCAAGAAGGAGAUCGACGAGCGCACCAGCCAGCUGAAGGCGUCGCGGUAUGCCCAGCCCUGUCUGUUUGCCGUGGAGUAUGCCAUGUGUGAGCUGUGGCGGUCCAAGGGCGUCACUCCUGACGCUGUCAUCGGUCACAGUCUGGGCGAGUACGUGGCGGCCGUCGUGGCCGGCGUCAUGAGCCUGGAGGACGGCAUCUUCCUGGUGGCUGAGCGGGCCAGACUCAUGGCGGAGCUCCCAGAGCAGGACGGCGCCAUGGUAGCAGUACGGGCAUCUGAGGAAACCGUGCGCCAGCUCAUCGACAAGGAGGGGGCAGGCCAAGAGGUGCAGAUCGGCGCCAUCAACGGGCCGAAAAGUGUCGUGUUGUCCGGGAAGAGAGAGGCUGUGUAUCGGGUGCUCGACACGGACAAGUCCCUCAGCCGGACUGAGCUGGACGUCACUCGCGCCUUCCACUCGCGCCUCAUGUCCGACAUGUUGGCGCCUUACGAGGAGGCCCUGGGGAGUGUGGAGCUCUCCCAGCCAUCAAAUGGCGUGACAUUCGUGUCGACUCUGACGGGCAAGCCUGUCAAGGAGGAGCUGUGCUCGACUGCUUACUUCACGCGACAGAUCAUGGAGCCGGUGCGGUUCCAGGACGCCAUCACAGCUGCGGCGACCUCCGUUGGGUGCGAUUUGUUCCUGGAGGUUGGCCCCACACCCACACUCACUCGGCUGGCGGAGAAGAUUCUGGAGACGAGCAGCGCCACCCCAGCUCUGAUCGCGUCCAUCAGUUCCAAGGACAGGGAGGCCCCACACAGCGCCUGGAACAGGACCUAUGGCCAGGUGAUGAGAGAGCAGGGCAUCAUCAAGGAGAGGGUGGUACUGCGGCCCAAGGAGUUCCCCUGGGGUCAGCCACGCCACCCCAUGGUCGAACAGACCAUCGCGGUCGCCAACUCGUUCUCGCAGAGGAGCGUCAUCUACGCCACCAGCCCCCACGGCAGGCCGCAGCCGCUAAUCAGGGACCACCUCACACAGAAUGAGCGCAUCUAUCCGACAUCCUUCCUCGUCGAGGCGGCUAUGGCCGCGUACGCCCUCUCACAAACAGCACUCGAUGAGGAAUUCGGUGUGCGGUCGUACCUCGCGGAGGACGCCUGUGUGUGCGCCAUGAACCUGCGAAUCGCCCAACACCCUUCAGUCGAGACGCCUCAGCCUGGCCCGUCUCCCUCUCUCGCUCUCGGGGAGACCAGCGACGCCAAAGACGAGGCCGCAGCACAGCCAGCGGCCACCCCCGAGGUGUGGCCGACGCUGCCGUCCUUCCCCAUCGACGUGCAGCGAGGCGGCACGGUUGUCAUCAGAAGAGACGGAUCUAGUCAGGACUCCGACACAGAACAGGGCAUCCUCACUGCCGAAGUCAGAGUCGACGAGAGGGUCCAGGAGGACGCAGGGGUGCAUAUCGGCUCGCUGGCGUCUCGCUGUCCGAUCCACGUGGCUUCCGGUGACUUCUACGCGCUUCUUGGGUCCCUCGGCACAGGCGUUGGGAAGGCCUUUGCCCUUGCGUCAGGCAUUCGGUACGGCGAGAGGGUGAUCACAGCAACAUUGAGACUUCACGAAGCACGCGACGAUCAUGAGGCCUUCGAGGAGGGGUUCCUCUUCCACCCCGCAUUCCUGGAGAGCGGCUUCCACCUGACAGCCUUCCUCAUGGCGGUCACAGAGCUGGGGGUGGAUCCGCAGAAGCCAGCGAGUGCGACGCCUGUAGGGUACCUCCCGAGGUCUGUGGCGGAGGUCAUGAUCACCAACAUGCCCCUCUGCGAAGGCACCGAUACUGAGCUGCUCAUCUGUGUGCAGCUGGAUGCCCUGUCCGGGCGUGCCGACAUGCACUUGUAUCGCCGCGAAGGCGGGUGUGUGGCGUCCAUGAGGGGGAUUGAGCUGCAGCCCUACAAGGCCACAGUCGAGGAGAGUCGCGCGGUGGAUGCCCUCUGGGAUGUCGAUUGGGUCUCGCAUCCGCAUUCACCUGCAGCUGUUGAGAGCAGCGGCGGUGCACCGAAGGAUGAUUGGGCUUGUCUGAUCUGGGUCAGUGAUUCCGAGACGGCGGAAGAGGUCACAAGCGUUCUGCCGCCGUCAUCGCCACACCAAGUCGUGAGUGUAUCGGACAAGGAGGCCAUGGAGUCGGCUCUCUCACGGCCUUGGGGCGGCAUCGUCUGUGCCCUGGGGCUGCAGACCUCACUCGACGAUGUCUCUGCGCUGGCCAGCUUGGGCGAGCUGCUGAGAGACCUCUUCUUGUCGCCUCGGCGCGCCAUGGACAAGAGCACAAGCAACCGACGAGAGGUCGCGUCGCUGUACGUCCUGACGUCAGGCGUCCACAUGAGGACGCACGACUCCAUCGACUGCUUAGCGAGCUCCAUGUGGGGCUUCCUGCGCAGCGCACGAGUGGAGAUCGGCUUGGCAGUGCGCCUGUUUGCACUUGACGUCGAUCGAGACCUGACACUGAAAGAGCCACAAGCCAUUCUUGACCGUGCGCAGCAAGCACAGCGGAUGUUGCAACCUCGCGGCGCAGCGGAUGACGAGCAGCGCUAUGAGGCUGAGAUGGCCGUACGUGACGGGCAGUGGUACGUGCCGCGCAUUGUGCCCUACGGGAGCACUGCAAGUCGGCUGGCGGCUCCGCGACAGUGGUGCUUUACGGCGGACAGAAAGGACAAGGGGCAGGCUGUCUUCUCUGGACAGACGGCGAGUGCCGCCGUGUCGGCGAUGCCGUCGUCGGCUGAUGGCGAUCCGCGAGUGGAGGUGCGAGUGGUCUCAUUCGAGAUCAGUCCUCAAACUGUUAGCGCACACCUGGAGAAGGAUGGACGCACCACCACCACCCACCAUGCGGCAACAUGGCCUUUCUGCGGCAUUGUCACCGGCACAUCUGCGCCGUGUGGCUUCAAGAUCGGGGAGCGUGUUGUUGGAGUCACCCAAGGGCCCUUCGCGUCACAUCUGCUUGUGGACGCCAGAGCCAUAGGUCGACGCCCGCCUCUCGUGUCGGAUGAGGUGGCGGCCGCAGCUGUGAUGCCCCUCCUCGCGGCCGCCAAGUGCGUUCCCACCGCUGAGCAGACACAAAGCCAUCCACGGACUGCCGUGGUGGUGUUGCGAGCUGGCGUGUUGAGUGUAGCGGCACGCGCAGCCCUUCAGACACUGAUGGUGGGCAAGUACAAGACACUCGUCAGUGUCGAGGACCGGCAGGAUGCGGACGCCCUCACUGCGUGGCCUGACGUGGACAUCUGCGUCGCCAAGACCUCUACCGAAGUGGCUGACGGCGUGAAGAAAGCGUUUGGUACUGCGGCUGAGGUCGACCUGAUCGUGGCGCCUGAUGGCGAAGAGGAUGAGGAGGCUCUGACAGAGCUGAGGAGGCUUGUCAAGCCACCUGGCGCCGUCAUCAACGGCGUGGACAGUUCCUGGGAGGCGGGACCAGUGUCCUGUGAGGCUUUGGCGACGGUCGGUGACAUGCUGUCGGACUCCUCAUGGGAGCAGCAUCGUGACAACCUGGAUGUGAGGAAUGUGAAGGACAUGGAGAACCAGGCCGCGGAGAGUCUGUUCGUUGCCGGCAAGCAGCUCGUAGCGAAGCUCCCCACCGCGUUGGCAUCAGACGGGCGUCCGCGAGGCUGUCACGUCAUCACGGGAGGCCUCGGUGAGUUGGGACUGGUCGUGGCUCGGUGGCUGGUCAAGGAGGGAGCGGAGGCCAUCGCCCUCCUGUCUCGACGGGGGCGCCUUGCCCCACAGUCUGGCGAGUCUCUGCGGGAGCACGUGGCGUGGCUUGAGGCGUCGGCUGCACAGGUGGUGCUCAGGCGCUGUGAUGUGAGUCGCGAGAGGGACGUCAGGACGACAGUUCAGGCGCUGUCAGAGGAGUUCGCAGCUCGGGGCGGCGUUGCAGGCGUCAUACACGCGGCAGGCAUACUGGCGGAUGCGACUUUGCGCAACCAAACAAGGGAGUUGAUCGACACCGUGUUCAGACCCAAGGUGAGCCUUCACCUCAGUCAGAUACACACGAGGUGGUGAAGGCAAUCCUUCAUCUAUCUCAUCUGUCGUUCGUGUUGGUGUACUGUCAGGUUCAUGGCGGGUGGAACAUGCACAGAUCGACCAUCGAUCUGGGCGUCGACCUCAAGUACCUCGUGUGUUUCUCGUCGGUCACGGCCCUGCUCGGCAACCUGGGCCAGACCAACUACUCGGCGGCCAACGCCUGUCUGGACGCCUUGAUGGCCUACCGCCGCCACCUCGGCCUGAGCGGACUGAGCAUACAAUGGGGCGCGUAAGUGAUGCAGACAGAAAGACAUACAUACAUGAGCUUUGCCGAAAGUGUUGGUUGGGACGUCAUGGUUCGUGCUGCGUGUUGCUGCGUGAUUCAGGUGGACAGAGCAGGGUAUGGCCUCACGGGCGAGCAACCUGGCCAUACUGCAGGCAGUCGGCAUCGCCCCGCUCGACAACGACCUCGCACUCCGCAGCCUAGCCAGUCUCCUGCCGUCGACCACUCACCCAGUGGUGGCUGUCCAAGAGAUUGACUGGAGGCGCUUCGCACUCAACCUUGACGCAGCCACAGGGCUGUUCAGUCGGGUGUGCCCUCCACAGGCGAAGCGUCAGGCAGGGCGGUCUCGAACCGGCCAACGCCAACAUGCCCAGAGAGAGGCCAUGGGCGCCGCGCAGGAUCAAGAGGCACUGGACGCUUCACUCCAAGAUCUGGGCAUCGGCGGCGGUAGGAACCGCACAUACGCACUGUGAAGCGGCACACUCAAUUAUCACCUGGUAUAUUCGUUGCUGCUAUUUCGUUCGUUCAGGCGACUCGUCCGGGAAGCCCCAGAUGCGGAGUGCUGAGUUGGACCGCAUCCGGGCGCUGCCUGCUGCGGAGCGGCGGCGUGUGGUCGAGUCAGUCGUGCUGUCGAUUGCCGAGGAGGUCCUGGCGGUCUCAGAGAUGCCCCCCAUGGACAUGCCGCUCCAGGAGCUGGGCAUCGACUCGAUGGCUGCUGUCGAGCUCAGGAACGCCCUGUCCAGACGGCUGGGGGUCAAGCUGCCUCCAAAUGUCCUCUUCGACUUCCCGACCAUCGAGGACAUCAUCACAUUCGUCUUGGGGGACCUGCUGGCAGACGAUGGAGAUCAAGACGGCAAUGGCGCGGCCGCCUUCCAGGCACACGCUUCUGCGGCUGUCAGGCGGCAACGGGCUGAGCUGGAGAGCGACAUCGGCCUUCCCGGCACCAUCAGCCUGGACGGCCGUCGCAUCAUAUCUCCGCAGGGCCCAGACGGCACCUUCAGGAGCGUUUUCCUGACAGGGGCCACUGGCUUCAUGGGCACCUGUCUUCUGGACUCACUCUUGAGGCGCAACCCGUCCGUGACUGUCUGGUGCCUCAUCCGGUGCAAGGACGAAGCACACGGAUGGGACAAGCUGGCCAAGCAGCUCGCCGCCUAUCGGCUGCCCACCGACGGGUCUCUUGAGGACGUCAAGCAAAGAGUAGUGGUGGUCAAGGGGGACUUCACCGAGGACAAUCUUGGCAUGACGGACGAGAGGUGGCAGGAGGUCGUCGAGAGCGUCGAGGCCAUCUUCCACUGCGGCGCCAUGGUCAACUUCUCGGCCACCUACUCGAUGCUCCGGAAAGCCAACGUCCUGUGCGUCAAAGACGUUCUCAGGCUGGCGACGUCCCUGCCGACCCACGUCAUUCCAGUCCACCACGUGUCGACGCUCGGCGUGUUCCACGACAACCUCCACGAUAUCCCCACCGCCCCUCUGCGGAACGGUCAGCCAGACACCACUCGCAACUGGUGCCUUGACAACGGUCGCCGCGUCUUCUUCGAGGACGACCCGGUGCUCGAGGACGAUCUCUCGAGCCAGCACCACAUCAAGCUUGCCCUCGGCUACUCCCAGUCCAAGUGGACGGCCGAGCGAGUGCUGCGUAUCGGCCAGGAGAGGCGCCUGCCGAUCAGCAUGUAUCGACCAGGCCGCAUCGGUGGCCACUCGAGGACGGGCGCGGUGAACCCGACGGACUUCCCGAAUGCGUUCGUCAAGGGCUGCAUCCAGAUGGGGACCAUUCCUGACAUCGACGUGCCGGUCCACCUGGUGCCCGUCGACUUCUGCGCAGAUGCUGUGGUGCACAUAGCCAUGAAGGCCGAAGGAGCGGGGUACCAGGGGGGCCCUUACAACCUCGACAACCCCCACGUCACCACCAUGCACGACAUAGCAGAGGCUGUGGGCAGCCUGGGGUAUUCGUUGUCCUUGGUGCCAUACACUGAGUGGCGCAAGGAGCUCGGCAAGGAGAUCAGUGACAAUGCGGCGCACCCCCUGGCGCCGCUCGAGCACAUGCUCGUCGACGAGCCUCCCAACGUGUGUGACGUGCCCUUCUUCGACAUGACCAACACUUGGUGAGCAAACCACACAUGUCAACACAAGAAACACACACGAGUGGGCAGCGCCGGAUUUCCUCUUUCCGUCGUACGCACAGGUCCGCCGUAUCUGACGACGAGAGCAUCGUGUGUGUGCCUUCGUCAGUGGAGUAUCUGGAGGUCAACCUCCGAUAUCUCCGCGACGUGGACUGGCGCACAUCGAUGCCAUCGGUCGGACUGGGCGGCUCCCUGGAGCUGGAGGCAUUUGUCAAGGACCUUGGCAGCGGAGAGGCAGUGGCGGCCGACAAGGAGCUCUACCUGAUCGCUGGACCGGCCGUACUCGAGCAGUACUUCACCGGUACGAUUCGUGCGAUACAUACAGGGACAAACAACCAACCAGUACUCCAUUAGAUGCACCCACUUGCCUCCGUAUUCAAUGUCUGCCUGUCCGUCUGUCUGUCUGUUGAGUGCAGAUCUGAGCUACACGCUCUCCCUGAGGGGCUACAAGCUGCUCCUGCUCCAGCUGCCCGCCGAGGCCACUUCGCCGGACGCCCCAUCUGACGGGGCCUCCCUGACGUCUUCGCUCCCCUUCCUGAGCAGCGUCACCAAUCUCGCCGGUGUCCUGGUCGCUGCCUUGAGGCGGAGGAGGAAGGACGGACCCUUCAACAUCAUCGGCUGGUCUUUUGGAGGUAAAUAGGAGGGGGAGGCCCAAUCAUGGCCUGGCCGAAGCCAUGCACCGACCAAUGUGGUUGUCUGUUGCCUGUUUGUCUGUGUUUCGUGCAGCUCUGGUGGCCAUUGAGGUGGCGAAAAUCCUCAACCGCCGCACCGACGACAACUCGUGUGUCCCCGUGCUGUCGCUCAUCGACCCCCUGGUGCCCAUCUCGCUGUCCGCCUCGGCGGCCACCCAGGCGCCCUAUUCCUUUGCUCUGUCGGUCAUUCUGUCGACGGUGGUGGGCAUGUUCAAGGAUGUCCUCCCUGAGGACUUCGAUCAGCUCCCUGUGGACCAGCAGCAGCACAUGCUCAUGGAGCUCGUCGCUGAGGCCACCGGGGCCAACAUCGCAACAGCCACAACAGACGUGGCAGAACAGCAGGAGGGAGCGACUACCAGUGCCGGUGCUGAGAAUGACUUCCUGCGACAGCAGGCCGACUUGGUGUCGGCUGUCCUGGGGGCUGGCGCGCAGCACGCGGCUAAGGGGCCGCAUUACGACGGCAAGACACACAUCAUCGACACACCGGUACGCAUGCCAAACUGCGAGUCGAUAUCGAACACAUUGUACCGAGCCGACACAAAAUAUCGUGCUUUCCUUUCUGCAGUGCCCGAGUCCAUUUCCUCCGUCGAGUGGGAUGGCCGUCGUGGCGGCCCCCUCUGUGGUGGCUCUGGGCAGCAUGAGCAUGACACACACUCUGCUGCCCGGCGGGGGUCACUUCAACUGUCUGCGUGACCCGCAUGUCGACCCCCUGGUGGAUGCGCUGCUGGAGAAGCUCACUGCUGUCGAGUGAGACAGAGAUGUCUUUCGUCUGACUGCUGAGUUCAUGGGUGUGAUGUGUGUAUGGCGAAGGCUCGACACUGGUUUCUUGUCUAUUUGGGUGUGUGUUGGUUCGUGCGCUAUGGCAGUAAGUAAGACGUCCGUCGUAGGCGAUGAUGUGGGGUGGGGUGGGGUGGGAGGGUAAGUCUUUCUGUUCGGUGUGUGGAUUCAGUCCGCUAAGGAUGAUAUGAUGUCUCUCUCUCUCUCUCUCUCUCUUAAGGAGGUUCAUUUGUGCUUGUGCGGCAUAAGGUAUAUGAAGGUGAGUAUCAAGACUGUAGGUCUGUCUCUGUGUGGCGCUAAGUCAGUCCAAAGCGUGCUUUCGACGUGUGCAUGGCUGAAUGGCUGAACGGCGUGGGUGGGUGCAGGUGCGGGUGUGGGUGAUUGUCUUGUCACAUAUAUACUAUGUGUAGCUAUACGUGUGUGUAGACACGCAUUCAUUCGUACGUAAGUACGCACAUCGAUCUGUAUUUAUGUAUUUGUCAGUACGUCUUGGCAUCUGUUCACACAAGUGCGUCCUUCCUAGGCACACUUUUUUCGUCUGGCUCUCUCUCUCUCCGUCUCUCUCUCUCUUUCUCUCUCUCUGUGUCGCCUCUGCAGCUGUGUACGUCACGAAGGUGUCUUCUUCCGAUGCAAUCGGAGGCCGGGGCCAGUCUGUCUAUCUGUCUGUCUGUCUGUCUUUUGAUGUGAUGAGGAAGAAGCUAUCGGUGAAUGUGGAAUGUGGAAGAAGGUCUAGCCAUACAGCUGGCCUACGGCGAAUGUGGAAUUCCACACAAGAAGCGUAUGCAGCAAGGCAAGGCGCGGCGCCUCAAGUAGGUAGCGUUCCUUCUGAAUGUUGUCCUGUCUGUAGUCAUUCACUAGCUCUCUGUAUUGUCUGCCUGUCUAUAAUACCGGCCUGUUUAUAAUCCGUCUGUACGGUGGAUUGAUUGGGGCAGUUUUGGCUGUUGUGGUGGGGGGAUUCUGCUCGACAGUUUGCGUCUGGUUGUCUACCAGUCUGUCUACCUGUGUGCGACCGACUAUUUGGCAAUGUAUGUAUGAUGCGGGAUGCGACAAAGGGAUGUAAUGAUGCGAUAAAUGUGGACAUGAACAUAUGAAUGCCCGUCAGGGCGCGUUACG